AUGGAAAAUACUUGUGCAAAUCCUUUGCUUGAACCGAAUCUCACGUUUCCGGAUUUCAAUCAAAUACCCGGAGUCUUCUCGCCAACAUUCAUGGAUCAAAAUAUGGAGUUGGACACGGGGCUGUCAAUAAAUGGAGACAAUCCGUUCAACUAUGUUAUGCCGCCCAAUGUCAUUAACAACGAAAGCCUUUCGGACAUUGAUUCAACGGACGCGAGCAUAUUCUCAGCUGCCAUUUCCUUUCAAGCCGAUUCUCACUCAUCAUUUCCUGUCCAGGAAUCUAUCAAACUAGAUCCAAUGGUCCUUGAACUUCCUCAGCUCACGUCGAACGAAAGUCAACCUAGGUUGAACCUCCCGUCACUUUCUUUACGUGCAAGUAGAGGAUCACUUACGCCAUCCAAAUCGAAUAGGCAGCAAAGAAGACCUACUAAAUCUCCUGGCAGAAGCAGAAACCCUAUUCAUUCCCACAAAACAAGAGCUUCCUCAGCUACAACUCCGUCUCGUGCAAUGGCUGGUUUGGAAGCCUCGCUUAGCUCAUAUUCGGCAUCCUCGACAUUCAAGCGCAAAUCUACCAGGUUAUUGGAGCAUUUGAAGCGUUUGAUUGAGGAGGAGGAACUGUAUGGAGAUUUAGGUACUGAGGAAGUCAUGUGCUCUUCGAGCGCCAGCUCUGACUUAAGCGAUAUUCUUACCAACUCUGCAGGGUGACUCGCAAUCGGCAACAUCUUCUCGCUCAGACAAUAGAGCUGAAGCCAGGAGCUUCAGAUGCUCAUACCAGGAUUGUUCACGAGCAUUCAAGCAUUUCUCUGACUGGUAAGAUUCUCUUUGCUUUUAAGCUACACCUUCUAUUCAACUGCUCCAAUAAUUACUUCACUUCUCUCUUAUCCUCGGUCCAUGUUCUCAUUUAUCUGACAUUGAGGUUUUCUAACUGCUGACACUUAUAUAGGAAGGGACAUGAAGAGAAUCAUUAUCCCCAGGAGAGAUACAUGUGUUUCACUUGUCUGGUACCAGAAGGCUCUUCAAGUUGCACCAUCUGCAAAAGCCCGUUCUCAAUGCUAGAGACACCUGAGAGUCAUCACCGCGCUUGUCUGCAGUUGCAUGACAGCUCUAAACACACGUUUGCAAGAAAAUAUCAUUUGAAUAACCAUCUGCGAAAACAACAUGGUCUUGAAAUUGCCGAUGCGAAUGAAGUCUCUGGUGGGUGGAACUACGCACUGAGCAGAAAUUGGCCUCAUGUUUGCCACCUCUGUGGUGUGAAGUUUGUCACUUGGGAAGAGAGAAUGAAGCAUAUUGCGAAGCAUUUCCAGAGGAAAGAUGAUUCUCUAUCACGACCAGACUCUCGCCGUGACGAUGACGAUGACAGUAAUAAUGACGAUAAUGAAGAUUUCGACGGUCGAAGCGGUCCUCCUCGCAAGCGAGUGAGGUGGGAAGCAGAAAAUUCCAGGAAGGAUUCAUCUUAUUUGACGAAUGACAACAAUUCACCAAGCACCUACUACAAUAAUGCAAACGAAUCGUGGUAUACGCACAAUAGCGCAAUUUCGAGAACAGCAGAUUCAGCCACUCAUAUAUGUCGAAAAGGACGUCAAGGGCGUUCGUCAAGCGAGAAUUAUCAGCUUGAAAUCGCUUCGAAACCAGCUCAUCAACCGGAAAUGGCCAUCUGUGAGCUGCGAAUACCAUUUGAAUUGACUACCGGACUGAGAAUUGCCUCGUUACGUGCAAUAAAAAAACACUUGAUGGUUCAAAAUUGGAUUUAUGACGGAGGACCUCAAAGACUGUUAUGCUUGCAAGACUUCGAUGACGCCCAGAAAUCAAAACUCGCUGUCGGCUAUUUGUCCCGCAAUAGUAGGGCACUUAGUGAUGGUAUCUUUUGGUUCGAGUCCAAAGUUGAGCCUGCGGUAGUGGAGAAUCUUUGGGACAUUGCGUGCCAGUCUGUGUCUUCUCGUCCUGGAGACGAGCCAGAUGCUUUCGACUUUGGUCAUCCAUGGUGGAAGAGGCAUGGAGAAAAGAUGAUACCUGAGCUGCCUCCCAAGUUCUAAGACGGAAUCGAGUCGACGGUCUACGAUGGUAUGUAGCCUCUCGUUUCUGGUUGGCGAACACUCCUUUACUUAUUUUUAUUUCUUGAUUUUGCCACACUGUUUGUCACGGUUUCGACUCCGUCUUACGGUUAUCGAUUGCUAAAUCCUCAUAUUAGAUUAUUAUCCUCUAGGAGCUGCUGUGGGAAAGGGCGUACAAGAUCUCGUAGAAAUGCUACUCCUUUAUGACUCUGACUACGACGACGUAAACUUCAUGGAAAACGGAUCAUUCGACACCGAAGCUAGUCCUCUCCCUCUACCAGGCACGUAUAAAGUGCCAUCCAAGCUAUCUGAGUAUGACCUGGAUCCAAUCAUAAAGAUCGAAAUGGUACAAGAUGUCUUUUUGGUAUACCAGGGAGCCGAAUUAAAUCUCCAAGAACCCAAAAGAAAAAGCCGGUCCGGAGAAUAUUACAAUGCUGCUGCGCACCUUCGACGCCUACAUUUCAAAGUGAAGGGGGGUUGGAGUCCGAGAAAUCUAGACGGGACGGAAAGAAGACCUGAAAAUAUUGGUGAUUGGCCAUUUAUGGUUGAUUGUGAUACCGCGCGACGAAACAGUCGGCAGCCUGUCGAGCCAUGGGAGCAGCAGGUCUGCAUGCUUCUCAGUGGUCACCGCUACCGGUCUCACAUAGAGAAAGAGUUCCAAACAGAGGGUCUGGAGAUAUCUGAAGAGGGAAAGCAUUGGGUGCGCUCGCUGGCGCUCGCACACCCCAAUCUUUCGGACGUCGCUGGGUUUUCACCACGAUAUAAAAAAAGUUUCAUAGACAAGAAAACACACUGGCGUUCAAUACACCACGAGGACAGGACCGAGCGCCAAACCACUCCGAGUUAUCUGCUGGACCCGGAAAUCCCCCUUUACAAAAGCUUCUAUCCACAACCAGAGUUUUUGCAUGAAGGUCUCGUUAUAAUGGACGAGAUAUGCGUACGCACACCCACUGCUCUCAGCGUUAGCUCUUUCGCAACAAAGACUCCUUGCGACGCGAGGCAAGCAUUUUUGAGUUCCAUGAUUUUUGUGGAGGGGAAUAGAAGUGAGGAAGACACCAAAAGAAUGGAUGCACAAGUUGAAUAUUGCGGCGGGGAUAACCCAAUCUACAUUGUUUCUUUCGGCCUGGGUAGGGACACAUGGAAUCGUUCAUUGGAAAAUCGGCAAGAAUGAGUACGCAACGCAACGGUGUUGCAUGCGUCACUCAGCGCUGGCAUAUAGUGCGAGUAAGAGGUCCAUGGGUUCAUUUUUUGCUCACCGCCUAAGUAUUACUUACGCGGUACGCAGCAAUCCUAUCUUUCUAUACACACGAGAGCUCUUGCCAACUUUCCAGUGCAAGUGAGAUGUGCCUCAUCUUCUAUGCCAAAAGGGAAUCGUGUGGUGUGGCGAAACCGGUUCAUAUUUACGGCAUGUUUCUUUUACCUCGGGAAUCCUGAACCUUGUCAUGUUCGAAGAAAGAUAAUUUCAAAAUAGUCCUGACACCCUCUCGUUCAGUGUUUAAUUUAGCGCGGUCGUGUAUUUUGAUUUUCUGUUUGCGGAAUGCGAACGCAGUGAGCGUUUUUGGGCUGAUAGGAGAUUCUUGGUUGAAAGGAUGGUUCAAUUUUGCUUCAAAUCAUAUUAAAGACAG
Hymenoscyphus albidus is the source of this 3673-nucleotide messenger RNA. Lineage: Eukaryota; Fungi; Ascomycota; Leotiomycetes; Helotiales; Helotiaceae. The record is from the annotation of a GenBank genome assembly.